Molecule: messenger RNA, 2330 nt
Organism: Patiria miniata (bat star)
Lineage: Eukaryota; Metazoa; Echinodermata; Asteroidea; Valvatida; Asterinidae
Product: ficolin-3-like
Exons: 1
Coding region: 260-1297 (345 amino acids)
Source: RefSeq, a predicted model, not a curated record
ACCUUGUGCCAUCAACACGGAUUCUCCACAUCAUUUUGCGUUAUCUAAAUCACGGUGUACAGAAGUGUUUUCAAUUUUAUCAGCCUUCGUGUAAGAAAAUUGAUAUCAUUAUUGGGACGCUUGUCUCUUUUUUUUUUACCACGGUUGAUAUCGUCGAAUAAACGUGAGUUAUAGGCCUAUCCCCGAUACCGUACUUAAUUUUUCUCUCAUUGUGCGACCAAAGUGAAAAAUCGAUCGAAUUGGGGAGGAAUUUAGUAUAAUGGCGACAAUGGCCAAACAGAUCUUUGCAAUGGAACUAUUGUACAUUUUAUACUUCGGAUUCCAAGGAGCCAUUUUGACUGUCUCCGGAUUUGAAACGUCAUCUUAUACAGGACAGCAUGUGUUUUAUGCCGCGGAAAAUCGCGCACUCCAAGGGUUUCAACUUGAGAGAAAAACUGUACGAUCUCGUGUCAUCUGCGGACGGGAAUGCAGCAUGGAUGAACGUUGCAAGUCUUUUAACUUUAACGACUGCAGUAAACUGUGCGAGUUGAACCUUGGCACAAGACGAGAGCAUCCCGAAGACUUCAAUGCAACUCAAGGGAGUGUGUACUUUGAUGCAGAUGAGGACACUCCUCUCUACUCACUGUUUGAUAGCUCCUUGAAUCGCUACAGAAGUUGCAAGAUGCUCUUAGAUGCCGGCUAUUGGUCGAGCGGUAUCUACACAAUCUACCCAGAGGGAGUUGGGAAUGGCGGUCUUCGUGUCUACUGUGACAUGGAAACUGACGGCGGUGGAUGGAUCGUGUUUCAGAGGCGACAAGAUGGCAGCGUGGACUUCUACCGUAAUUGGGCCGAGUACCAGGCUGGCUUUGGUGAUCUGUCCGGUGAGUUCUGGUUGGGCAACGACAACUUGGUGACUCUGACGUCUGAUGAUUCACAAGGAACAUGGGAGCUACGAGUUGAUUUAGAGGACUGGGAGGGCAACAGGGCAUGGGCAAAGUACUCAGAUUUCCAAAUAUUCCCGGGUGAGUACAAUCUGAAUAUUGGCCAAUACGACGCCAGCAGCACUGCCGGUGACUCUCUUGCGUAUCACAGAGGUUUUCCCUUCUCAACAAAUGAUCGUGACAAUGAUGGAUGGGAAUCAAAUUGUGCACAAUCCCUCCACGGGGCCUGGUGGUUUCAUAGUUGUACGUUCUCCGAUUUGAAUGGUCAAUACCCAGAUGAUCAUGCAGCCGCUUAUGAAAAGGACGUGUUAUGGUUCCACUGGAAUGGCGUUUCCCCUCUGAAAACCAGCCAGAUGGAACUCCGUGCGAUGCGAUAAUAAAUACUUUUUUGCGAACGUGUCAAUAGGUUGGUUAUUGGUAACCCAUUUUAUUUUUUUUUAAGAAGGCUGAUGCGCUCGCCAACCGGACUGUGGAUGUUAAAUCCCUGCACGGCCAUGAUAAGUAAUAGAUGAAAACAAAAAUGGAAAAGACAACUAUGGUGAAACUGUGCAUUGCUAGAAAAAAAUGAAUGUAAUAGAUAUUUGGCAGGUUUACCUGAAAUGCAGCUUCGAGGCUAAAUUUAACACAUACAUGAUGCAUAUACAUCUUCCUAUUUUGGGCACUAUCAGACAAUAGGUGGCGCUCUUCAUUGUUGCACAAUAUUGACGACGGGCGUUACAAAAGAAACCCACUCGUGAAAAACGGCACUCGUGAGAAAAUAUCGGAGAAGGGGAUUAACACGUUGAAUAUCCCCUUCCCUCGGAUGCUACGUCACUGAUAUAAGUUUGUAAAUAACAGCGCCCCAACACGUCAUUUGAUGUCAAACCGUCCCCAUACAUACCCCUGUUUGAAAUUAUUUUGAGUAAUUGAAGAAAUCGAAUGAAAGCACCGACAUCGAAUGAAACAACGGGCUAACGUUUAAUCUGGAAAAAAUAUCUUGUCAAGUUCAGAAUUAUUUGCGUCCUGACAACAAUUCAUUGAUCACAUGGUAGACUGGUUCCCACAUCUAUCAGAACCAGUGUACCUGCAGAGCAGAGCUGCUCUUACAAAAACAAUUUUUUUUCCCUGGUUUUUUUUUUUUUGGACGCCCACAAUUGCGAAAAAGUAGUUCAAUUGAAAAAUCGGCGCAUUAUUACAUUCAACUGACGUUUGAAUGAAUUUAAAGUUAUUUUUAAUAUCAUUUCAUUCUUUAUGAUCUAUCAAUAAAUGCAGCUAAAAACAACAAAUUAUCUAAAACUGCCUCAUAUUACAAAAAGACAAAUGCCAAAAUUCCAAUUCUGUUUAGUCUUGAUAGAAACACAAAUACUGUACAAAUAAAACAUAGAAUUGAUAAAAUAUAGUUUAACCACAAAUAUCAAUUAAAAACUUUGG